Molecule: messenger RNA, 1401 nt
Organism: Helianthus annuus (common sunflower)
Lineage: Eukaryota; Viridiplantae; Streptophyta; Magnoliopsida; Asterales; Asteraceae
Product: protodermal factor 1
Exons: 8
Coding region: 1-1401 (466 amino acids)
Source: RefSeq, a predicted model, not a curated record
AUGGUGACAAGCAAAGCCCUAAAAGCUUGUUUUCUUCUAUGGGCAUUCGCUGCUUGUUUGUCAACUGCUUCUUCAAGCUUUCACGAUGAAACAAAUCCAAAUGCAGGCUCUUUUCCCUUCCUUGUUUCUUACCAAAUUCCACAACCUGAUCAUGCAAAUGAUACACCCUCAGGUUAUUACCAAAAUCCACCCGCAAAUGAACCACCUGCAGUUUCAAGUCCACCGCCAGCUGAGCAUGCAGAUAAUCCUCCACCAAUUUCAUACAAUAAUCCACCGUCAGACGGCAGCAUAACGCCACCAUGUGACUGGCAUGAGCAUCAUCAUCACCACCCUGCACUAAAACCACCUACUAACUGUGAUAUGCCACCUUCUAGUGGCUAUAACAACCCUACCCCGCCACCUUCAACCGGCUACAAUACUGAACCUCCAAGCAACGGUGGAGGUGGCGGAUAUCAGCCAAGCUCGGGUCCAGUUGGAUCCGGCGAAGCACCAAGCUCGGGUCCAGUUGGAUCCGGCGAAGCACCAAGCUCGGGUCCAAUUGGAUCCGGCGAAGCACCUUCCCCAGUCGAGAAUGACAACCCUUCCACCACACCACCCUCUGGGUAUCACUACUACCCUCCACCUUCUACCACCACCCCACCGGCAAAUGAACCACCUGCAGUUUCAAGUCCACCGCCAGCUCAGCAUGCAAAUAAUCCUCCACCAGUUUCAUACAAAAAUCCACCAUCAGACGAGCAUGAUCACCACCAUCACCCUGCACCAAAACCACCUACUAACUGUGAUAUGCCACCUCCUAGUGGCUAUAAAAACCCUACUCCGCCACCUUCAACCAGCUACAAUACUGAACCUCCAAGCAACGGUGGAGGUGGCGGAGAUCAGCCAAGCUCGGGUCCUGUUGGAUCCGGUGAAGCACCCUCCCCAGUCGAGAAUGACAACCCUUCCACCACACCACCCUCUGGGUAUCACUACUACCCUCCACCUUCCACCACCACCCCACCGGCAUACACUCCGCCUGCCACCGGUGACACGUCCCCAACGCCUUCAUCUGAUCCACAUAAACUUAUAUUUGGUGGUACAAGCGAUUUCUGGAAGAGACAUCAUCCGUUGAUGUUCGGUCUACUCAAGUGGUGGCACGCCACAAUCGGUAAAGGCGACAAUACUCCUGCAUCAAACAUGAACUUUGAAGAAGCACUUUCAAACACAAGGAAUGAUGGAAUUGGUGCACUUUACCGUGAAGGAACCGCUUCUUUGCUAAAUUCCAUGGUGAACAAGAACUUCCCGUUCACAACGAGAGAGGUCUGGAACAGUUUCUCGGUUGCACUCCGCUCGAACAAGGAUGCAACGGCUCAAGCGGAGGUUUUCAAGCUAGCUAAUGAGGGUCGUCUCAAGCCAAGAGACUAG